GCGCGCGCGAGGGGAAGGCGCUCGGGGAGGCGGAGUCUGGCGCUUGGGCCUAGCCGCCUCCCUCAGCCAUGGCGCGCUUCGGCGCGGGCUUCGCCUACGACGACGACGGGGAAAGCCUGGCCGCCGGAGCCGGAACAGCAGGAGCCGGAGCCGGGGGACUGGGAGGCUUCGGCGGGGGCGACCGGCUGGCCCGUCAGCAGGAGCGCCACUACCAGCUCCUCUCCGAGCUGCAGGCCCUCGUCAAGGACCUGCCCAGGUGCGGGGAGAAGCAGCGGAGGCCGCCUCGCCUCGGACCCCCGCCGGCUGGGCAGCGCGCAGGGAAGGGCCCGGGCCGGACAGGGGGACGGCUUUCCUUCCUUGGAUCCCCACACCCGAGGGGCUUGAGGAAGGAAAAGCCCCCCAAUAAAAAAGGGGGAAGAGAGAGGGGGGCAGGAUGCUGCUGGAGAAUAUUGCAUCCUAUUAUUAGUAUUAGUAUUAGUAUUAUUAGUAUUAUCUUCGUCUACCUGUCUGCAGAAACGGGACUGGAGGCAGCCCACGAUUUCAAUAUUUAAAAAACAACCACCACUGAACUGUGAAUUAUUAUUACUAUUUACUUUCAGAUAUAAUAAUUUUUAUCAGUUUUCCAUUACAAUCCAAUAAUAGCCUCAUUAUAACAAUACCAAUUUAUAAUACCGUUACUAAUACCAAUCGAUCAAAUAGUGAAUGGUAUAAUGUAGAUAAGGUGGGCCCCCGCAUGCUAGAAUGGAUGGUUUGAUGGUUUUCUUUAAUUCUGCGUUCCAAAAUCUUACUAAUUUCAAUUACAUUCCGUUCAUAGUUUAUUAUUACUUAUUUCGCUGCUCUGGUAUGCAUCUCCGCCCUUCCGCAGAAACUGCUGGAGGCAUCUCGCAAUUUUAAUGCAAAACUGCAGGUGGUAAUAAUAAUAAUGAUGGCAGUGUACUGUGUUUCUGCCUUCAGAAAUGGCACUCGAGGCAGCUCACAAUGUUAAUCUGAAAAACCGCAAAGCAGCAGACAGUGGUAGUAACAGUAGUAAUAAUAAUUAAUUGCAAUGGUUGGUGUCUCGCCUUUCCGCAGAAACCCCCCUCGAGGCAGCUUACCGUUUUCGUUUUAAAACCACAAAGUGGCAAGUUGGUGGUGGUGGUGUUUCCACCUUGCUGCAGAAACUGUGCAAGGCAAUUCGCUGCUUUAAUACAAAACCAGCAAAUUGUAAUUAUUAGUGUAGUGUAGUGGUUAGAGUAUCAAAAUAGGACACGGGAGACCAAAUCCCUGCACAACCAUCAAACUCAUUGGGGUGACGUAGGACCAGUAACCAACCUCACAGGGUUGUUGUGGGGAUUAACUGGGGAGGAAGCCAUCUUGAGCUCCUUAGGGGAAAGAUGAGGUGUAAAUGCUUAAUAUGCAUUUAUUAUGCAUAUUUAAAUAAUAAUCAAAUAAUAAAUAAUACUUUUGCAGUGUUUCGUGUCUCCACCUUUCUGCAGAAGUGAUACUCAAGGCAGCUCACAAUUCUAACAUAAAAGCACAAAACUGUUAAUUGUUAUUAUUACUACUGCUAUUACAGUUAUUAGCUGCUCGCUACGUAAAAACGCCUCAAAGCAACUUAUAACUGAAGUCAGUUCUGCAGAAAAAGGCCCAGCAAAAUCAUCAUAAGGCCACCAGAGGAUGCAUUCAGGAUUUAACGGGUUUAUCAUUUAUUUCUAUAUUAUAAAAAUAUUAAUUGUGGCAGAUUUGUUGUUAAAAAGUUUGUGGCUGCUGCAGCAACACUCCUAUGGGGAAAGGUGUGAUAUUUGAUGCUUUUUUGUUUAGGCAGGGGAAGCAAAUAAGGCAAAGGAUAGGCGAAGGUGGAUAAAUUUAUGCAUGGGGUGGAGAAAUAAUUUUUUUCUCCUUUUCUCGUGCCAUUAGAGAACCUAAAAACUCAAAAGCCUCAAAUAUUGCAUAGGGGAGCAAAAAAAUUUCUGAUGUUUCCGCUGGAGCUGUUUAUGCUGCUGAAAAGGCAAGUUGCUUUCAGUUUCUAAAUUGAAAAGAGACAAGAAACCUUUACCUCCUCUUUAGCAUAUUUUCAUCAUAAUCUCAGGGACUACCUAAAAGAGCAUGCUGGCUAUGAAAAUAGUUAUGAACUAUUGUUGAGGCAGUCUGGUCCAUCUGGAGAUUAGGGAUGGGUGGUGCUGUGGUCUAAACCACUGAGUCUCUUGGGCUUGCAGAUCAGAAGGGCGGCAGUUCGAAUCCCCGCAACAGAUUAGUUCCCGUUGCUCUGUCCCAGCUCCUGCCAACCUAGCAGUUUGAAAGCACACCGGUGCAAGUAGAUAAGUAGGUACCGCUACGGCGGGAAGCUAAACGGCGUUUCCGUGUGCUCUGGCUUCCAUCACAGUGUCCUGUUGUGUCAGAAGCAGUUUAGUCAUGCUGGCCAUCAGACCUGGAAAGCUGUCUGUGGACAAAUGCCGGCUCCCUCGGCCUGAAAGCGAGAUGAGUGCCACAACCCCAUAGUCAAGUUUGAUUGGACUUAACCAUCAAGGGGUCCUUUAACCUUUACCAUCUGGAAAAAUGGGGGGCUUUGCCGCAGUGCCCCCACCAACCUUGGUCUGCCCUCAGCCAGCCACAAUUGGCCAGCCUUCUUACUUAACAACGAGCCCCGCCUCCUUCAUUAACGGUUGAAUCUGCCUUUCAUUGGCUCUGGCGCCACCUACUGUUGGGCUCCCUGCUUUCUGCCCUACCAGUCCCAGUGGGCACAAGCCACCCUUGUGUUGAGGCAUCUCUACGCCUAAACCAGAGUCAACAGACGUGAUGGGAGUUGGAGCUCAGCAGCCUCUGGAGGACCACAAAUUUCCCACCCUGACACCAACUUCUGAGUGGCACAGGGGUGCCCGAUGUUCCCUUGACUCUGUGCUGUGCUUUCUUGGCAGUUCUUCCCAGCAGAGGCUGUCAUAUACCAUCCUCAGUGACCUGGCCAUGGCGCUCAUUGAUGGGACGGUCUUUGAGAUCGUCCAGGGCCUGCUCGACAUCCAGCACCUGAUGGAAAGAAACCUCUACAACCAGCGGCUCAAGCUCCACAACGAGCACCGAGGUAAGAGGAGCCCGAUCCCUUGAAGGAAUUGGCCAGGCCUUCAUCAAACAGCCUCUCUCCGUCGCCAGUCAGGGGUGGUUAAAAUACAGGAAGCGAUUUUCUCCUCAUCCUCUGAAUGAGUGAGACAAGGGGUGUCUUCCAGCUGAUGAGUACAGGAUCAGGAAGUGGUUGGUGACUGUUCCAAAUUAUUGUGCACGACCAGAGAGAGGCACAUAUGUUCUCCCACACGACACACUUUGCAGAAGAGAAAAAUGGAGCAGUUGGGGAUGUUGUUCAUGUUUGGCAGAGUUCCCGGGGCAGGGGGGAGUGGACUGGUCUUUAGGAGCUUGGAGCAGAGCCUUUCUGCAUCCCCCACAAUACUAAAACAUAAUGUUUUGCUGCUUGUUCCUUCCGCAGUUCUCAAGCAGGAGAUGCUGUAUAAGCACAAAGAAGCCCAGCAAGGCUGCAAGCCUCACAACUUGCCUCUUCUCAAAGCAGCUCAGCAGAGGGAGCUGGAGGUAAGGCCUUCAUGUUCUUGAGAGAGCAGUCUCCCUAUUUGAAGGUUGCCUCUCGUGCUUGUGCAGUGAUUAGCUAGCAGCCGCUUUGGGGCAUUUCCCUCCCUCUGUAGUACACAGCUUGGCUCGUUGGCAAGGGAAGCCCAUUGUGACCACAAUGGCAGGCAGUCCUUCACUGCGAGCUGUGUUGAACUGGCUGGUGUUUCCCCCUCUCGUUCGAUUCUGAGAUGUCUCUCUUUCUCAGCCGGGUUUUCUGCACUUUACACCCCACCCCCAUUUCCACCUUUAACUCAGGCCCUGGAGCAGCGGAUUCAUGAUGAGCAGCAGAUGAUGGACGAGAAGAUUGUCCUGGAACUGGAUCAGAAAGUUGUUGACCAGCAGAACACGCUGGAGAAAGCUGGCGUCUCUGGCUUUUAUAUCACGACAAACCCGCAGGUCUGUGUGUAGAACGGGGUGGGUUUUUCCACAGAUGCUGCCCCAUACCUAGUAUAUAUCUUCAAGGAAUCACUAGCAAUCAUAAAGAAUGUUGGAAGAGAUUGGACAAGGACAUUGAGUCCAUACUGGCUGCCAGAGUACAAUGGAAUAAGCACACAUGAAGUGUACAACUGAGGAUAGAGGAUUGUCAAGCCUCUGCUUAAAGUACCUCCAAAGAAAGGAGACUCCACCACGACUCGCUUGGCAACAGAUUCCACUGUCAAACAGCUCUUACUGUCAGGAAGUUCUUCCUAAAGUUUAGGUGGAAUCUUCUUCUGUAGUUUGGAUCCAUUGCUCGUGUCGCUUCUCUGGAGCAGCAGAAACAACCUUUCUCCUCCUCUAGCUGACAUCCUUUUAUAUGGUUGAACAUGGCUAUCAUAUCACCCUUUGACCUCUCUUCUCCAGGCUAAACUUGCCUAGCUCGCUUAGCAUUCCUCAUAGGCAUCGUUUUCAGGCCUUUGACCAUUUUAGUUGUCUGUUCUCUGUGACAUGUAUCCAGUUUGUCAGUGUCCUUCUUGAACUGUGGUGCCUAGAACUGGACAUAGUACUCUAGGUGAAGUCUGACCAGAGCAGAAUACAGUGGCACUAUUACUUCCCUUGAUCUAGAUGCUAUACUCCUAUUGAUGCAGCCCAGAAUUGCAUUGGCUUUUUUAGCUGCCGCGUCACACUGUUGGCUCAUGUCAAGUUUGUUGACAUGAUAUAGCUGCCUUGCAAAUAAAUCCAUGGCCUACAUGUUUAUGUUAGUUAUUUGACCCCUCAAAGUAGGGGGUGGGACACCUUCCUGGUUGUCUAGAGAUGAUUCCACAAGCAACUAGCCAAGCAGCUACGUAAGAGAGAGACUGCAUUAAGGCUUGGUGCAUUUUGGCUGCUUCCCAACCCAACGGAUAACUUCAUAUUGCACCCUAAUAUUGACCGUUUGGGGGUGGGUGGAAGAAAAGGACUCUUUGUGGUGUAAAAAAACAACAACCAAUUGCUUUCUGUUUACAGGAGCUGACUCUCCAGAUGAAUCUGCUGGAGCUGAUCCGAAAACUGCAGCAAAAGGAAUCGCAAUCUAGAAAGCCUUUCUCUUGAGCAAAGGACAGAAGGGCACAAUAACUGCUUUCCCCCCCCUCUCCCUCUUUUCUAGCCACGAUCCUCUGUGGGAGUAGUGCUGAACGAGAUUACUCAGUGUUUUUAUAUAGAUACAUAAAGGCUGGCACAGCCAGUUCCCUUGCCAGACCUCAGAAGAAAAGAGGCUCAGUAGGGUGGGGGAGGAGAGUUGCCCCCUUUUUUCAGUGUGGGGUGGAAGCAGGGUUGCUGCUGUCUUAACAGCCAAGGAAGCCCCAAAGUUCGGUUUGACUUGUGUUUGUUUGUUUGUUUGUUUGUUUGUUUAUUAUCUAUCUUGUUUUUUAAAAAUAUAUAUAUAUAUGCACACACGACACACACAUAUAGCUGUUGUGGAUUUUCCGUAUAUCUCAAGGUUGAUGUUUUGCAGUGGUGACCAAGGAAUUCUGAGCUUGAAAUAAGGCAGUAAGCAGCAUUAGUUUAGGGGUUUGGGGGUGAUGACGGAGUGGGGAUACUGGACCUGUGGUUCAGAGUGCUUACCAGGGGGUUAAUAGUCUGGCUCUGGGAAGGCCGUCAAGUGUCCACUCCCUCAGCAAGGCUACCUCUCUUUAUUGCAACAGUGGAUUUUUAUUUUUGAGAUUCUUGAAGACAGUGGGUUGGUGUGUCCACCCUGAAGGGGGCUGUCUAUGCUGCCAAUCAAGGUCAGCUUUGCAGGAUAAUUUCUCAGUGUUUGAUUGGGCACCGCUAGAGCAGGGUUUCUUUGACCAUCUCGCCAGGGAAGACUUUCUACAAAUUGGGAACCACCACUGAGAAGGCCCUGUCAGUACCAGUCAGGAAGCACCAACAGCUGGGCCUCCCCUGCUGGUCAUCAAUUGGAGAUGGCUGAUAUUGAGGAAAAUGCUUUUUGUCUUUGACUGGAGGGGUGUUGUAUCUUAAAUGGAGAAAUCAGCUCAGCCAAGUCGCUUCUGCUAUUAGUUUGGGAGUUUUCAAGACCUCUGUUGAGAAUUACAGAUAUUAUAAAGAUUUCCGUAGUAAACAUUUUUUUAGCCAAAGCUCAGGAUGGAAAUAACAAUAAUAAUAAUUUAUUUUUUAUACCCUGCCCAUCUGGCUGGGUUUCCCCAGCCACUCUGGGCGGCUCCCAACAGAAUAUUAAAAACACAGUGAAACGUCAAACAUUAGAAACUUCCCUAAACAGGGCUGCCUUCAGAUGUCUUCUAAAAGUCAGAUACAGU
Messenger RNA from Podarcis lilfordi (Lilford's wall lizard), 6299 nucleotides. Lineage: Eukaryota; Metazoa; Chordata; Lepidosauria; Squamata; Lacertidae. The record is from the annotation of a GenBank genome assembly.